AUGCCGCAAGCUUUGACCAUGGAAGGCGGAACUAUGGAAAAUACCCUACCAAGAUUGGAUUUGAUGACAUCCAAGCUAAUAAAGAGGACAAUCUCCUGGGACAAGAUUCGAUUCGUCGUCGCCAACAUCGCUGACAUCGCCCAAUCACAAGCCCCCUUCCCCUCCUUCUCUCCCCUGUUCCCGAUCUCGUUGAGGAAAUUAAAAAUCGAAGCGGCGAGUGUGAGUGUGGAGAUGGUAAGGUCAGCGGCGGCCAUGGUCUCGAGAGACUCCCCUCUGUUUCUCCCUCUUCUUUCAAAUUUCACUAAUCCAAUAUCUCGAAUCGGGUUGGGGGUGUGGUGGCGGGGAGGAAGAAGAAGAUUCGGGAGCGAAGGUAGAGGAAAAAAUAGAGAAGCUGGCGGAGGGAGGAGGAGCAGCUGGGCUGGAGAAGGAGUAGGUCACGACGGCGGGGAGGUGAGGAGCGACAAGUCAGGGGUCCGACUUGGUCGCUGGAGAAGGAGUAGAUAA
Molecule: messenger RNA, 504 nt
Organism: Linum trigynum
Lineage: Eukaryota; Viridiplantae; Streptophyta; Magnoliopsida; Malpighiales; Linaceae
Source: the annotation of a GenBank genome assembly